AUGGCCGGGGUGGCUCACCCUGCUAUUGGACGAGUGCGGGGUGUGACAUCGACUGCAUUGCAUGGUGUCCGUGCCCUGGUGGCCUCAGGCUUUCACCAUGUCUCUCCUUGUUCCCUGACCCAGGCUUGCUAUUUGGGGGGAGUUGAUGGGAAUAUCCCUCAAAAUCUUCUACAUCUAUCUCACGGAGUUGAUAUCGUGUUCAUGGCAUUGUGCUGGGAAACCUGUGCCAAUUAUGUUUCCGAAAUAUGGCAAGACUGGAAAAUGAUGGUCCAACUCUGCCAGCAGGGACAAAUCUCCAGCCAUAGUUAGCUCAUGGUCUUGUUGGUGUGCGAAGAAAGGCUCAAGUUGCCAACGAUACCCCGAGGCCCCAGGGUCGGCAAAAUAUUAGAAAUGGUGCGUGAAAUGGAUGAAGCAGCCAACUAAGCAAAGCAACCGAUCAGCAAGUCUAUGCUAAGCGGUUGGAAGACUAUGCGCUCGGUAGGGAUGGACUGGAUGGACAAAGGUUUUGGGACCCCGGGGAUUAGUCUGUUAGGGUGGCGGGGGGAGGAAGUGUCCACAUCCUAUGUGUGAGAUUGAAUGGUAUACGGAAGUGUAGACCAAAAGUCUUUUCCAAC
This is a messenger RNA of Coccidioides immitis RS, 614 nucleotides long. RefSeq lists its product as uncharacterized. The transcript is spliced from 3 exons. The coding region runs from base 1 to 309 and encodes 102 amino acids. NCBI's taxonomy places the organism in Eukaryota, Fungi, Ascomycota, Eurotiomycetes, Onygenales, Onygenaceae. The record is from RefSeq and is a predicted model, not a curated record.